This is a messenger RNA of Emiliania huxleyi CCMP1516, 1047 nucleotides long. RefSeq lists its product as hypothetical. Bases 1 to 1047 code for a protein of 348 amino acids. The record is from RefSeq and is a predicted model, not a curated record. The transcript has a single exon. NCBI's taxonomy places the organism in Eukaryota, Haptophyta, Isochrysidales, Noelaerhabdaceae.
AUGGCGACGCGCUGGAGCGGCGACGGCGUCCGGCUGUGCGGCACUCCGGGCUGCACGCUGGCCGACUUUCACGCCGGGCCCUGCUCCAACGCGGCCUCGCUCGGACGCCGCCGCGAGCACAACAUCAAGCUGCCGUACAAUGAAAAGGCGGCGCAGCAGCUGCUGCGGGGCGAGGCGGCGGCCAUCAAGGCAUCGAAGCGGGAGCAACGCGAGCGCAAGAAGCAGCAGCGGCCCGUCGCCGCUGAGCGGCCAGUCUCGCCGCCGCCGCCGCAGCAGCGCUUGCCGAGCGGCCUCGCACGCUUCUACCACCCGCUCGAGUGGGGCGUGCCGCUGCGCGAGGGGCCGGUGGAGGCGGACCCCGUGCCGCCGUCGUGGCGGCACGAGGCGGACGCGUGGCAGCUCGAGCAGGCGGCUGACCGCAUCCGCAGCCGCCGCGGCGUCGGCGAGGCGGAGGCUGCCUUUAUGGAUCUGUGGAACGGGGCGGUGCAGCGGUCGGAGCGCAGCCGGCUGGUGAGCGACCGGUGCCUGCCCGCCCUCUGCCGCGCCUUCGCGGUCCAGCACGCCGCCGAGCUCCGCGGCCUCGCCGCCCCCUUUCGCUCCCACCUCGAGGUCCUCAGGCAGCACAACCUGCUGCACCCGGAGGAUGUGCGUGACUGCCUCGUGCUCUCCUCGCCCGACGCCGCCGCCGCCUCUCCGUGCGCCCGCUGCUCGCGCCCGCGGCACGAGCGGCACUGCCCCCUCCACGGAGUCCGGCGCGGGGCUGCUUGCUGGCCGACGGCAAACGGGGCCGGCGGGACGUCGACGGUGAGCGCUGCGGACGUGCUCACCAUCGUGGGCAAGGAGUGUGAGGUGUGCGGCAGUCCGCGCGACGCCGAGAGGAUGCUUCUCUGCGACGGCUGCAACAAGGGCUUCCACCUCGGCUGCCUCUCGCCGCCGCUCGCCGCCAUCCCGGAGAGCGAUUGGUAUUGCGCAGCCUGCUCGCCCCCCGCCGCGGCGGCUGCGCCCAGCGAGGCCGACGGGCGAGGCAAGAAGCGGAGGGUCGGGUGA